GGCUGCUGCACCGCAUACCUGCUCGCGUACGCCCCGCCGCGCCUCAGCCAUAAUAUGUGCGCCUCCACAGCCCGCGGGAAGCUCGUGUAUCGCCCGCCGGCGCAGUCUAGAUAGGUGAGGGCAAAUCCCUGCCUAGGGCUAUGCUCGCAUUGGUCGGCUCCGUUGGGUACAAGGGAAGAAGAGCAAGUUCGGGGGCUCGGGAACACCGUCAGUUCCUUCGCGGUUCGUACCAACCGUCUCGUCUGCUGAUUACCGACGGCAUGGUCACCCUAGAUGCGACGGACUUCGCCGCUGGCGGUGUCGCCUUUGGUGCCGGCGCCGCGAUCGGGAGCGGUCUCGUCCACGACAUCAUCGGCUUCGUUUCUGUGGGCUGCGCCACCUACCAGGCAUAUUGGCUGCAUGUGUAUGGCCAGCCCGCUAAUUGUGGACUAGCUGGUAAUCUCUUUGCUUUACUCCGGUACUACGCUUGGGACGCGAGUAACGUGCUGCGGAGGCGUGGCCUUUCGCGGAGGGUCUUGGCUAGUGAAAGAACGUCGGUCCUGUCGCGUAGACGUACGCGCUGACGCAGAUGGUACCACGUCAGAAAGUACCAGUCUCUACAUACCGGUGCGCACGACUGAAGAGCCAGCAUGUUUGGCUCGCCAGUCGAAUUUGAAUAAGCGAGAUUCAAUCCCAUUGCUACGUGGUCGACGAUUCGUCCACAAACUUCGUUGGGAAGCCGCGGAGCUGGGCCAUCUAGAGGUGAC
Molecule: messenger RNA, 746 nt
Organism: Rhodofomes roseus
Lineage: Eukaryota; Fungi; Basidiomycota; Agaricomycetes; Polyporales; Fomitopsidaceae
Exons: 1
Coding region: 141-563 (140 amino acids)
Source: RefSeq, a predicted model, not a curated record